This is a messenger RNA of Tauraco erythrolophus (red-crested turaco), 2420 nucleotides long. The record is from RefSeq and is a predicted model, not a curated record. NCBI's taxonomy places the organism in Eukaryota, Metazoa, Chordata, Aves, Musophagiformes, Musophagidae.
AAUAGCACUAGUGCUGAUUUGCGCAGUUAUUUUUUCCUAGUUUAAGUCUGUGAUGCAGUUAAAAUCCACGGGGAUGUUUUUUCUAACAGUGCUUGUUUACAGGAUUAAGCUCUCCAUUAUUUGAUGUUUAUUCUUUCUUACUUUUGUAGAAAAAUGGAAGUCGCCACUCCUCCAACGUCAAAAUGUAUUAUAUACUGGAAAAGAAAAGUCAAGUCUGAAUACAUGCGUCUCCGGCAGCUGAAGAGGUUUCAGGCGAACAUGGGAGCGAAGGCUCUGUUUGUGGCCAACUUUGCAAAGGUUCAUGAAAAGACUCAAAUUCUGAACGAAGACUGGAAGAAGCUUCGAGUCCAGCCGGUGCAAUUGAUGAAGCCAGUCAGCGGGCACCCGUUCCUAAAACAGUGUACUGUUGAGAGCAUUUUCCCGGGAUUUCCAAGCCAGACGCUGUACAUGAGGACACUGAACACAGUGGCACUGGUGCCCAUUAUGUACUCCUGGUCCCCUCUGCAGCAGAAUUUCAUGGUGGAGGAUGAAACGGUUCUGUGCAAUAUCCCUUACAUGGGAGAUGAGGUGAAGGAAGAAGAUGAAACUUUCAUUGAAGAGCUUAUUAAUAACUAUGAUGGGAAGGUUCAUGGAGAGGAAGAAAUGAUUUCAGGGUCAGUCCUAAUCAGCGAUGCUGUGUUCCUGGAGCUAGUGAAUGCCCUGAAUCAGUACUCAGAUGAGGAAGAGGAAGGACACAAUGAUUCUGAGGUUAAACAGGAGGAUGGAAAAGAGGAGCUGCCGGUUACAAGGAAAAGAAAGCGAAUUGCGGUGGAAGGUAACAAGAAGUGUUCAAAGAAGCGGUUUCCCAAUGACAUGAUAUUCACUGCGAUUUCUUCCAUGUUUCCUGAAUACGGCUUCCCGGACGACAUGAAAGAGAGGUACCGGGAGCUCACGGAAGUGUCGGACCCGAACGUGCUGCCGCCGCAGUGCACUCCCAACAUCGACGGGCCGUGCGCGAAGUCGGUCCAGCGGGAGCAGUCCCUGCACUCCUUCCACACCCUCUUCUGCCGCCGCUGCUUCAAAUACGACUGUUUUCUGCAUCCUUUUCAUGCUACACCUAAUGUGUACAAACGAAAGAAUAGAGAGACCAAGAUCGAGCCAGAUCCUUGCGGAGCAGACUGUUUCCUCUGGCUGGAAGGAGCCAAGGAGUUCGCUGCGCUGCACAACCCCAGGUCCAAGUGCUCGGGCCGGCGCCGCCGGAGGCACCACGUGGUGGGCGCUUCCUGCUCCAACACCCCGGCUUCCACCGUCGCCGAGACCAGGGAGGGCGACAGCGACCGAGACACGGGCAACGAGUGGGCCUCGAGCUCCUCAGAGGCAAACUCCCGCUGCCAGACCCCCACCAAGCAGAAGCUGAGCCCGGCCUCCUCCCAGCUCUUUGCGGUGGAGACGCCGCAGGGGCCGGUCGAGUGGGUCUUUCAGUUUGCUGUGAAAGAAUCACUUAUAACGAAACUGCCAACAAACGAGUUAAUGAAUCCAUCCCAGAAGAAGAAAAGGAAGCACAGGCUGUGGGCUGCGCACUGCAGGAAGAUUCAGCUGAAGAAAGACAAUUCGCCUACCCAGGUGUACAACUACCAGCCCUGUGACCACCCCGAGCAUCCCUGCGACAGCUCCUGCCCUUGCAUCAUGACCCAGAAUUUCUGUGAGAAGUUCUGCCAGUGCAACCCUGACUGUCAGAAUCGCUUCCCAGGCUGCCGCUGUAAAACCCAGUGCAACACCAAGCAGUGCCCGUGCUACCUGGCCGUGCGGGAGUGCGAUCCGGACCUCUGCCUGACCUGUGGGGCUUCGGAGCACUGGGACUGCAAGGUGGUCUCCUGCAAGAACUGCAGCAUCCAGCGAGGUCUCAAAAAGCAUUUAUUGCUGGCACCAUCGGAUGUCGCCGGCUGGGGGACUUUCAUCAAGGAGUCCGUGCAGAAGAAUGAGUUCAUCUCGGAGUACUGUGGUGAGCUUAUUUCGCAGGAUGAGGCUGACCGGCGAGGGAAGGUCUAUGACAAGUACAUGUCCAGCUUCCUCUUCAACCUCAACAACGAUUUUGUUGUUGAUGCCACUCGCAAAGGAAAUAAAAUCCGCUUUGCCAAUCACUCAGUGAACCCCAAUUGCUAUGCCAAAGUCGUGAUGGUGAAUGGAGACCACCGGAUAGGGAUCUUUGCCAAGAGGGCCAUCCAGGCGGGAGAGGAGCUCUUCUUCGAUUACAGGUACAGCCAGGCAGACGCCCUGAAGUAUGUUGGCAUAGAGAGGGAGACAGAUGUCAUCUAGGCUGUGCGGGGCGGUCCCCGGCACAGCUCGCUGCUGCACCUUGUAAGCGAUGCCAUGUUUGCUUCACGCUGACAUGACUGCUGCUGUUCCUGUUGCUGUGUGUGUCACAAGUGCUACUUUCCAUC